Trichoderma virens Gv29-8 is the source of this 1714-nucleotide messenger RNA. RefSeq lists its product as uncharacterized. Bases 1 to 1341 code for a protein of 446 amino acids. The record is from RefSeq and is a predicted model, not a curated record. Gene Ontology annotation, cellular component: nucleus; cytosol. Gene Ontology annotation, molecular function: ATP binding; pantothenate kinase activity. NCBI's taxonomy places the organism in Eukaryota, Fungi, Ascomycota, Sordariomycetes, Hypocreales, Hypocreaceae. Gene Ontology annotation, biological process: coenzyme A biosynthetic process. The transcript is spliced from 3 exons.
AUGACAUCGACGGAAGAAAUCGACAACACCAUCACACACCCCGGAAGCGUCAAGAUCAAUGUCACGGGCGCCUUCAUUGUCGACCCGGACGCUGCAACGCCUGCGCAGAGCGGCAGCGACAACGGCAGAGUCAGUCCGUCGCAUCACGAGACAAGCGACAUCCGGCUGCCAAACCACACGGCUGUAAUUGGCGGUUCUCUUGUCAAGCUCGUCUACUUUUCUCGCGAAGUAGAUUCCACAGACCCCGGCGGUCGCCUCAACUUCCAAUACUUCGAGACGGAUCGCAUUGAUGACUGCAUUGAAUUUAUGAAGCUGCUGCGCGACAAGCACAAGGCGCUUAAUGGGUCGCGGUCGCAAGAGCUGUGCGUCAUGGCCACUGGAGGUGGCGCAUAUAAGUUUUACGACAUCAUCCGAGACGCAUUGGAAGUUGAAGUCUUGCGGGAAGAUGAGAUGGAGUGCCUAAUAGUUGGGCUCGACUUCUUCAUCCAGGAGAUUCCCCGCGAAGUCUUCACCUACUCCGAAGCAGACCCCAUGAACUUUGUCAGCCCUCGAGAGAUCAUCUACCCGUAUCUUCUUGUAAACAUCGGCUCUGGCGUUUCAAUGCUCAAGGUUACGGGUCCUCGGUCGUUUCAGCGAGUCGGCGGCACUUCCCUCGGCGGCGGCACCCUCUGGGGCCUCCUCUCACUCUUGACCGGGGCACGAUCUUUUGAUGACAUGCUGGCUGAGGCUGAGCACGGUGACAACACCAAGGUGGACAUGAUGAUUGGAGAUAUAUAUGGUGCCGAUUAUGGCAGGAUUGGCCUUAAGAGCACUGCCAUUGCGUCCUCAUUUGGAAAAGUAUUCCGCAUGAAGCUGCAGGCCGAAGCCGCAGAAGCCGCAGGCAAGUCGGAACAGGAUGGCGACCACAGUGACGCGCAUGAUGAUGCUCAUGGCGAUGCUCAUGGUGAUGCUCAUGGUGAUGCUCAUGAUGCAUCCCAAGCCAGUCAUUCCUUCUCCUCGGCCGAUAUAUCAAGGUCGCUGUUGUAUGCCGUGUCCAAUAACAUUGGCCAAAUCGCCUACUUGCAGUCACAGAUCCACAACCUUUCCGACAUUUACUUUGGCGGCUCCUUUAUCAGAGGCCACCGCCAGACAAUGAACACGCUGAGCUACGCCAUCAAGUUCUGGAGUAAGGGCGAGAAGCAGGCCUACUUUUUGCGGCACGAAGGCUAUCUCGGUGCUGUAGGCGCUUUCCUCAAGAGACAACCAGCAAACUGGGGUCGCAGAGCCAGUCUCGAGGGAAUCGAGGACAUUCAAGAAUGGCGAAAGAGCUUAAAGAAGACAGAGUCAGAGACCAAGCCGUGACCAAGUGAUGCUUAGGAGACCAAGCAAGACAAUGGGGAUCGCAACUUGAACAGUGGCAUGUCACAUUUUCAGGCGUUCAGGGUAUAGAAUUUUUGGGUAUUCGUAUUAUUGGGGGCAGUGUUUUCUUGUUCUGUCUUUUUUAUUCUCUUCUUCUUCUCUUUUUUUUUCCGUCUUCUUUUUUUUUCGUUUGAAUUGCUACAGCCGAACGCUGCGCCUAAUAUGCAUACCGGUGUCGAAGAGGGAAAAUUGGGUCAAACUCACAGCCUGUAUAAAAUUAUUAUAAUUCCAUAGGUAGUGGAUGUGAUAGAAUCUGACAAGAUUGCGCCAGAGCCGCAAUUGGGGAUGCAAAAACAACAGAGUCACUAUCAUUUCG